This is a messenger RNA of Racocetra fulgida, 1503 nucleotides long. The record is from the annotation of a GenBank genome assembly. Lineage: Eukaryota; Fungi; Glomeromycota; Glomeromycetes; Diversisporales; Gigasporaceae.
AUGUCGUCCUUUGAUCCUGAUCGUUACAUGCUUGGCAAUGCCGGAGCGCGUCGCCUGGGGCUUUUACUUGGGCAGAGUGAUCCUGUAACGGGAAUCACAGAAAUCCAGCAACGCUAUCAAGUAAAGGUCGAAAACAUUGAGAACGUAUAUCCAUUACUCGAAUUAAGUGGCAUGUCAAGAUUCAAUAUUCAUGUAGGUAUUUUGGAAGCACUAAGGAACAAGUUUAUACAAGCUAUCGAAACAGAACAUUGGGAUCAUGACAAAUUCACCAAAUUCUUGUCAAAGUCCAUGGGGUACUUAUUUAUUAAAGAGUUUCGCCCCGUUGUUCUUGCACUUCUUAAGAAGUACCCUGAACGUGUAACAAAAGAUAUUUAUGAAAUGUUGGCACAAGAACCGAACAUUAUACAUGUAAUUAUCAAAAUAUGGACAAUCCAAAUUAGUUUAUAUGAACGCAACAAAAAAAUGUUCAAGGUAUCUAUUCAGGCACAAAUCGUUGGUUAUUUUAAAGACCAGGCUUUGGGUAUGCAGGCACGAGAAAUGAGGGGUUUGGAUGCAACUGCGGUCGGCAGCAUAAACACUUAUUUGACCGAAUAUAGGAAAUCUAGUUCUAGAGAAUUUUCGUAUGACAUCUUGGAUAUCGCAAUGAUAUUCCAGGACCCUAUCGUAUAUAAUGUUUUCUCCGCUCGUAUUGUCGAUGCUUUAAAAAAAUAUAUUUCUGAAUACUUUAAAAAGAAUACAGAUAAAACAUCUGAGGAAAAAAAUAUUCAAAAAAUCGUCACCGCAGCUUUAGCCAUAUUAUUGAAAGAAAAGGAAUCGACUGUUAGAUGGUUAUCUUCAAUGGUUACUUUUGGCAGUUAUGCGCAUAACAUGUUGAUCACCAAAAAUUAUAAUGUGCCAGAAGUGGAUGAAGACAUUUACGCUAUAUAUUAUAAAAAACUAUUAUAUUGGAUGUAUGAUGAUAAAAUAAGAGAACUAAAAACGCGUCAAGCAAUGGCACAUUUAAGCAUAGAUGACGAUCAAGAUGUGCCAAAUACCAUUAGCACAGUGCUCGCAUUUGGAGAUAUUGAGCUUCGUAUGUUGAAAAAAAUUGAUUUAGCAAGAAAGAGUGAUAUCAUAGCUUUACGACGUGCGCUAAAUUACUUCAAAAUGACUAUGCCAACAAAUGACUCAGAUACCUUACAUGUUGAAGUUUAUGAAUCCACGUUCCAGUCACUUAUUACGUUACUUAUCAAACAUCAUCGUAUUCGCAUACUUUCUUCUGAGAAAUGGCGAGGUGUCAUCAGAAUGUUAAUUACUACACCAUGGAAAUUAACAAUACAUGAAAUGGUGAUCAAACUUUUGAUAGAAUUUUAUAAUGAAGAUGUCAGUGCAACAUUAGAAAAUUCCGGUAGCGUGGAAAAACUGAAGCAACAGGAGAUAUGCCCUACUGUUUGGGAUUUAGGCAUCGAACAUGGCUCAGCAACAUCGCAUGAAGAUUCAAAUACGGUCCCAAUGGAAUUUUAA